AUGCGUUAUCUCUCCUUUUCAGUUUUUGCCCUAGGCAUCACCACCACCUCCGCCACCAUCCUCGCCUCGGACGGACACGGCGGCGUCCUCCACAACCCUCGGUACACCCACCAAAGAAUCGACAGCCGCAACGUCAAGAUCGACAACCUCGCCCUCCACGCCGCGGUCCGAAGGUUCAACGUUGAGCAACUCCAGAACUUGACGAGCACCCUCCCCGUGUUGAUACCCCGACAGGCGGCAAACCUCCAGGUUUUUACCUCCGCCCUGGGGGGCGCUACGGCGCCUGCUAUUACCAACUCUGGUGAUCCUGACAGACCUUUUGCUGUCGACGGGGAUACCUUUCCCGAUUUUGCGACGGCGAGCAACAGGGCUUGUGACAACCAGAAGAAUGCCUGUGCCAGGAUUGCGAAUGAGGGGGGCCAGAGGGACGGGGAGUUGACGGUGGGGGAGUGUGACAGGCAGAUGGAACAAUGCAAGAGUGCGGCGCUUUCGGCAGCCAACAGAUCUUUUGAUGGCGCCGCGGGUGAGCAGCAGCCGCAGCAGCCACCGCCGCAGCAAGGGGGCGGUCGUGGUGAUGAUGGAGGACAGAGGCAGGAUCCGAAUCGGGGGCAGGAUCAGGGACAGGAGGAACAGGCGCCGCCCGAGUCGGUGCUGGUUAGUUCGGAUGAGAAUUUUGAUUUCUUCUGUGAUGUUUAGGCCUGGGAAGUUCGGGAGGCGUGGGAGACUGAUGUUUUUUCUUUUGUGGGUAUUUACAGCAAGGGAAUCAAUCGGGAAGGCAAUGGUUGGUGUAAGUGACGAGGAGGCCGGGAUUGGGGGCAACAUGGAGCACUGCUGUUUCAGACAACUCGCCAUUGGGCACGGAAUCGGGCGUGGGAGGCGGUUUUCCGCCUUUUUGUACAUCAAUGGUAUUAUUGGCUAUAGGGUGUUUAUGAAGAUGUCACGAAGGUCUGGGUUUUGCUCAUCUGAAUUCCAUUCCAUGAGGCGAGAUGGCUAUCCCUACCGUUGCUGCACGAG
This is a messenger RNA of Podospora pseudopauciseta, 1014 nucleotides long. RefSeq lists its product as uncharacterized. The coding region runs from base 1 to 696 and encodes 231 amino acids. The transcript has 2 exons. The record is from RefSeq and is a predicted model, not a curated record. Lineage: Eukaryota; Fungi; Ascomycota; Sordariomycetes; Sordariales; Podosporaceae.